ACGAAGUUUGUGUGAAGCGGAGCGGGCGUGAGCUUCGGCCGCUUCACUGUUGGCGCUGCCGGAUAGACGGAGCGGCAGUUCCACAGACACUGGAAACCUCGUAUAAGUUUUAGAUGAGCCGGAGCGCUCAGUGUGGAUUACCGGGGGCACGGUGGGUGCUGUAGCGGGAUGAAAGGAGCCACCAGGGGCCGCGCGCGCUGGGAACAUCCAAGGCACCAGUAGAGCGCGGCGCGGCGCGGCGCGGCGCGGCGGAGCGCGCGCACCGGGAGCGGACGGGGCCGCGACGGGAUCGGUCCCCUCCUGAUGACAAAGCGGGUGACCUGACCCAUGAGUAACUCGGGGUGAGGCUUCGCCCCCAGAGCCAAGAUGGUCUUCUUUUUCCCACUGAAGAAACUGCGGCGCAACGGCAAGUGUCUCCUGAGCGCCGCGAUUCUGCUCUUCGUGACCGUGGCCGUCUACCGUGAGAUGUUCGCGGCCAGGGAGCGUCCCGGCGACAGCGGUAUGGAUCCUGAUGUUGAGACCAGCUUGAAGAGAGCUUUGUUUGACCAAAAGAAAAGAAGCUUUGAUCCCGACUACGUGGUGGAUUCAGGCGCCUGGAGCUCCAACUACGUUCCACAGGCCUGGAAACCAGAGUACCUGCAGCACGCCAACCUGCACGUCUUUGAGGACUGGUGCGGCAGCUCCACCGCCGACCUGCGCAAAAGCCUGCACUUCCCACUUUAUCCUCAUUCCAGGACCACAGUACAGAAGCUGGCCGUCUCUCCCCAGUGGACCAACUAUGGCCUCAGGAUAUUUGGUUACCUGCAUCCAUAUGCUAAUGGAGCAUUUCUGUUUGCCGUGAGCUCCGAUGACAACUCUGAGUUCUGGCUCAGCACGGACGAGUCUCCGGCCAACCUGCAGCUGCUGGCGUGGGUCGGGAAGACGGGUAAGGAGUGGACGGCCCCAGGGGAGUUUGAGAAGUAUGCCAGACAGACUUCCAGACCGGUUUGGCUUUCCUCUCAAAUGAGGUACUUUUUUGAAGUUAUCCACAAGCAGAAUGAUAAAGGGACGGACCACGUGGAGGUGGCGUGGAGACUUCUGGAAGAAGAGCCCCAAUUUAAGGUCAUUGAAUCCAAGCACAUCUCCCUGUACGUUGAUGAGUCUGCUCUUUUAAUGAGUGAUGUCGUCCACAUACCGCAAACGGCUGCAAGCCACCAACACACCUCCUCCACACAGCAGUACAGUGACGCAGCAGACAUGCUGAUGGAAGACCCACGAGACACUGUUUACAAAGUGCCCUUGAUAAACAGCAAGUUCCUACUUGGAGUUCUGCCCGACUGCACGUACCAGCCCAGCUACACCAUCAAAGACUUCCCUCUAGCCCGUUACCAAGGACUGCGGUUUGUCCACAUGUCGUACGUCUACCCGAAUGACUACACGCGACUCACACACAUGGAGUCAGAGAACACCUGCUUCUACCCCGAGAGCUCCUACUACCUCAACAUGUUUGGCUUCUCAAGAUACAUGAAACUAGAUCGUACUUAUUCACAAGGGAAUGCAAAAGCAGUCAGAGAUUUUGGUUUCCAUGGGAGGAAAACUAUCAUAAAUGAAGAGGAUGACUUUGAUGAAGAGGCCUAUCACAGAGAAAGGGAAGCCAGACUGGACCAAGCAGAUAACAACAUGUUACCUGACUAUGGAGAUGAUUAUGAUGAUUACGGUCAGAAACGCAGACGCAAACUCUUCGCUUUAGUCAUGCAAGAAACCAACAACACCAAACCCAACGCUACUGAUUCAAGAUUAGACCAGGAUCAGCUGAAGGGGAGAGAGCACAGUGACAACAACCCACAGCCGCAGCCGGCACCAGAUGGAUUGCAGGAGUCAUCACACAAACAAAUGCAGGUGGAACCAAAUCAGAUGGAUUCAAACCAAGGCCGCAUUAAAACAGUGAUUAGAAAAAAAACAAAAGGGAAAAGACGACGAAAGAAACAAAAAUCAGUAGCAGCUGUGAGAGUCAAAGAAAAGAAUCCAGAUUCCACGCCAGCGGUCAGAGUCUCUGAGCAGGACCCGGAGUCACGUCAGAUGAACCAUAGCCACAUUCAGGCACAUCAGUCCUUAGAAAGGAAGAGCACUGUGUCUGAAGGACCCACAGAGAUCCAGCAAGCUGCAGAGACGCAGGUUAUAACUCAACAAAGGAACGCCAGACGCUCUAGCUCCAAUCAAAGGCAUGAAGACGACAGAAAACGCCUCAGGGAGAAGGAGAUAGACAAUAACAUGCCUUUACAACAGGACGUAGAGGAAGCCAGCAUCAUUAGAGGCAAGAAGGCCAAGGUUUCCAACAGAACCGGUAACGGGAGAGACGCUCGGUGGGAAGCGGGAGGAGACUUCGACGGCGCCGAUGACGAGGAUCUUACACCGGCACCGUUUGACACCGAGGUCAACUGGAGCCAGACGUUCCAGGUUAAACCCCUGGACCUCCAGCGUCUGCGCUCAGAUUGGAUAGAUCUGAGCUGCAACGUCUCCGGGAACCUGCUGGUCCAAGCGGGCGACGUUCUGCCCGUGGUCAACGCGUUCAUGGAGCAGCUCAUCAGAAAGCACGGCCCGCGCUUCACCCUGGUGCGCGUGGUCAACAUUGUGAAGCGCGUGGACGGGUACAAGGGCAGCCGCUACCUUCUGGAGCUGGAGCUGAAGGAGGUGGACGGGCAGCUGCUGCAUCUCUCGCACUACAUCUACACUCUGAAUCCCCACAGCCGGCGGCACGGCAGGGAGUCCAGGUUCCGACAGCCAAAACCUGAGCUGCUGCUGUGCAACCCGGUGGGCUUCCGCUGGAAUCCUGCCGCCACAGUCCACUUCAUAGUGCCAGUGAAAAACCAGGCUCGCUGGGUGCUGCAGCUGAUCGCUGACAUGGAGGAGCUGCACAGAGAAACGGGCGACUCCAACUUCAACCUCAUCAUCGUCGACUACCAGAGCACCGACAUGGACGUGAGAAAGGCUCUGGGGAAGUCCUCGCUGCCUCGGUACGAGUACGUGAAGCUAACGGGAAACUUCGAGCGGUCUGCGGGUCUGCAAGCAGGUGUCAACCUGAUACAUGAUAACCACAGCAUAGUGUUCCUUUGUGACCUCCACAUCCACUUCCCUUUGUCCAUCAUCCACACCAUCCGGAAACACUGCGUGGAGGGGUACAUGGCCUUUGCUCCCAUAGUGAUGAGACUAGACUGUGGGGCCACACCGCUGGAUGCCAGAGGUUACUGGGAGGUGAAUGGCUUUGGCCUGCUGGGAAUCUAUAAGUCAGACCUAGUGGCAGUGGGAGGAAUGAACACCAAGGAGUACAAAGACCGCUGGGGAGGAGAAGACUGGGAGCUCCUCGACAGGAUCCUCCAGGCCGGACUGGAAGUGGAGAGGAUCUACUUGAGGAACUUCUUCCACCACUAUCACUCCAAACGCGGCAUGUGGAACCGGCGCUUUUCCCCCAGCCACAGGUGACCUUGUCACCUGCUGCUGCGCCGUGACGUUGCCAUGGUUACGGCCACGGCGACCAGAGCACUUUAGGGCCGGAUCUUGGCUCCUGCUACGUGAUCGUGAAACCUGUUGGCUGAAAGGAAAAAAAAAGAGUGGCGCAAAAUGCUGACAUAGGAUUAAAUGUCGUCUUGGUAAAAGGGGAUCAAGGGGCAGCAGUGAAAGCUUUCGCUAAGGACAUAGUGUACUACUGAUGUGCGUAGUUCAAUUCACUGGAUUUACUGUUGACUACUAAAGGGGAACUGUCUCACUAGAUAGACAUACUUCUCUGCACCCUUUCUUACUGAAUGAGCAGAACCGUCGGGUUCCAAGGAGAAGGUGUACAUAAAUGCACACUCCUGUGGUGUCCACACAAGUGUCUUAUUCCAUUAGGUUUACAAGCCUUGCACACAGGCCUUAACUGGAGGAAACAAACGAGUUGCUGUGCUUGUGACUAAAUCAAAUGUUUGACAGUGGAAUGUUAAUUUGGUAAACAGCCUUAUGGGUCAUGUAAAUUAUGGAAAUGUUUAUAUUUAUUAUCAGUGUUUGGUGAUUUGUGUCCAGAAACAAUGACAUUUUUGGAAAUGUACCUCAGUUUGCAUGUUCUGCCUUUUGUGCUCAUUAAUAUUUAAUGUGCCUUCUGCUGCGAUUCAGGUUCUGGGUGCAAUUAUUGUCACGAAAUGCCUUAAACUGGGAUAAACAUUUGAGUGAGGGAUGGAGCAAACUGACAAUGACUUAGAUUUAGAUGGUUAGGUUUGUGUUACGUGUUAUCUCAGUGCUGACAGGUGCUUAAACAUCAGUGCACUCAAGCAGAGCGUUGUGAGAUUUUUUGUCAUGAUUUCUGCCAUUGUCAGGUACCAAACAUUAUUGACUUGUGCAGAGGCUGUUUUAAAGAUCCAGGUUACGAUGAUGCUAAUUUAUUUUUUCACCCACUGAAUCUAACUACUGUUCAGUUUGAGUCUCUCGGUUAAAUCUUUGUUCCACUUUUAACAAAUACAGAAGGAAAUGAGGGUGAAAUGCAUUUCUCGUUGUUCUGUUGUUAUUUUAAACUAAUGGUUGAAUUUUCUGUUCAUUCACAUUCCAGAAUGAAAUGAACUUGUGCCUUUCAGUGCUACAGUUAAAUUUGAACCAUUUGUCACUUACAUUCUGUAACAUGGUGACGUGGCUGAUGGUUUUGCCUUGUAACACUGUCAAAUGUGUUAUGUUUUUUUCUCUCUCUCUUUGCACCAAAGCGUUUGCACUUUUGGUUUGGCCAGAAUGCUUAAUACCUUCCAUUUUCUGUUCUGUUACUUCAAAGAUGUACAGUAUAGACUGUUUUUAUGACACUGCUUUAUUGUGUGCCUCAUUGAGUCUCUUCUCUCAGGGACAACUCUUUUUCAUUCUUUUUUAUUUUUUACUUCUGAAAUCUUGCUUGCUCGAUUUUUAAUCCUGUGUAUAUUUGGCUGCUGUUUAAAUGGUGGAUGACUCAAGAAGAAAUUUUCCAAUACAAAGAUUUUAUCAUAA
Messenger RNA from Betta splendens (Siamese fighting fish), 4974 nucleotides. RefSeq names its product beta-1,4-N-acetyl-galactosaminyl transferase 3b (gene b4galnt3b). Lineage: Eukaryota; Metazoa; Chordata; Actinopteri; Anabantiformes; Osphronemidae. Gene Ontology annotation, molecular function: acetylgalactosaminyltransferase activity. The coding region runs from base 367 to 3459 and encodes 1030 amino acids. The record is from RefSeq and is a predicted model, not a curated record. The transcript has 20 exons. Gene Ontology annotation, cellular component: Golgi cisterna membrane.